AGACGACUCACCCCUCCCACUUCUGGGGCACCUCCCUUUCUAGAACAUUUCCUCCUCCUGUCAGUCAUCUGGCAAAGCUACUGGCUGAAUCAUCUGAACUAUAGGGGAAGAACUCUAUAAGUAGCUCUUCUGCAGCCAGAUCUACCUCUCCGAGCUUAGGACCAAGUGGUGUAGAAGCCUUUUGCUAACAGUCCAGAGUUCUGGGGUGCCAGCCAAAGUUUCAGGUCGGCGCCGGAGCCUAUAGGAGCUCUUGAAGGCGUGUCCAACUGCAUCGGUCCAAUGGACGGUUGGGGGCGUGGCGGGAUCGUAUAAAGGGUUCAAUGGAGCUGCGGAAGGCGGGGCCCGCCGCGCCGUGGGAACCUAUCAGGGCUCCGAGUCUUGCCAUGCGGGCCGCGGUUUAGCAGCCAUGUGAGUGCUUCAGCAGCGGCAGCGGCACCUUGAUGAACAGUAUGUCGGCCGCCGUGGCAACUCGUAAGCGGGCAAAGCCAGCUCCCGGGCCCGGGGCGGCCCCGGUGGCCGGCAAGCGGCGGCGAAAGGUAGACUCUGCUGCGGAUAGACGCAAGUCCAAGGGUGGCGGCAAAAUGAAUGAGGAGAUUUCCAGCGAUUCUGAGAGUGAGAGCUUGGCUCCGAGGAAAACAGAGGAAGAGGAGGAGGAAGAGCUGGAGGAGACCGCGCAGGAAAAGAAGCUACGCUUGGCCAAACUCUACCUUGAACAACUCAGACAGCAAGAGGAGGAGAAGGCUGAAGCCCGUGCAUUUGAGGAGGAUCAGGUGGCAGGGCGCUUGAAGGAGGAUGUGCUUGAGCAGAGAGGCAGGCUGCAGAAAUCGGUGGCAAAGGAGAUCCAGGCCCCAGCUGCCACCGACAUCCGAGUCUUGCGGGGCCACCAGCUCUCCAUCACGUGCUUGGUCAUCACGCCCGAUGACCUGGCCAUCUUCUCCGCCGCCAAAGACUGCACCAUCAUUAAGUGGAGCGUAGAGACGGGGCGGAAGCUGCAUGUGAUCCCUCGCGCCAAGAAGGGCGCUCAGGGCCAGCCUGGCGGCCACAGCACCCACAUCCUCUGCAUGGCCAUCUCCUCUGAUGGCAAGUACCUCGCCUCUGGUGAUCGGAGCAAACUCAUUCUCAUUUGGGAGGCCCAGAGCUGCCAGCACCUGUACACCUUCACGGGACACCGGGACGCCGUGUCGGGACUGGCCUUCCGAAGAGGCACCCACCAGCUCUAUAGCACUUCCCACGACCGCUCUGUGAAGGUGUGGAAUGCAGCUGAGAACUCCUACGUGGAGACACUGUUCGGGCACCAGGACGCUGUGGCUGCACUGGAUGCCCUGAGCCGAGAGUGCUGUGUCACAGCCGGGGGCCGGGAUGGGACUGUGCGUGUGUGGAAGAUCCCAGAGGAGUCCCAGCUUGUUUUCUAUGGCCACCAGGGUUCCAUUGACUGUGUCCAUCUGAUCAACGAGGAGCACAUGGUGUCGGGCGCGGAUGACGGCUCUGUGGCCUUGUGGGGUCUCUCCAAGAAGCGGCCCCUCGCCCUGCAGCGUGAAGCUCACGGGCUGCACGGGGAGCCAGGCCUGGAGCAACCCUUCUGGGUGUCAUCCGUGGCAGCCCUACUCAAUACAGACCUUGUAGCCACAGGCUCCCAUAAUGCCCGGGUGCGGCUUUGGCAGUGUGGAGAGGGCUUCCGGCAGCUGGACCCUCUCUGUGACAUCCCCCUGGUCGGUUUUAUCAACAGCCUCAAGUUCUCCAGUGCUGGGGACUUCUUGGUGGCUGGAGUGGGACAGGAGCACAGGCUUGGCCGGUGGUGGAGGAUCAAAGAGGCCCGGAACUCAGUCUGCAUCAUCCCGCUACGCAGGCUGCCUGUGUCCCCUGCUGCCGGCUCCUGACACUCACCCUAUUUAAGUGAUUUCCAGGCCCCGCCCCACCCCGCCCCGCCCUCUUUUGUAUUAAAGCAUCCUAUUUUA
This is a messenger RNA of Apodemus sylvaticus (European woodmouse), 1955 nucleotides long. RefSeq names its product ribosomal RNA processing 9, U3 small nucleolar RNA binding protein (gene Rrp9). The transcript has 16 exons. Lineage: Eukaryota; Metazoa; Chordata; Mammalia; Rodentia; Muridae. The record is from RefSeq and is a predicted model, not a curated record. Gene Ontology annotation, molecular function: snoRNA binding; protein binding. Bases 441 to 1877 code for a protein of 478 amino acids. Gene Ontology annotation, cellular component: small-subunit processome.